Messenger RNA from Penicillium macrosclerotiorum, 405 nucleotides. RefSeq lists its product as uncharacterized. The record is from RefSeq and is a predicted model, not a curated record. The transcript has 3 exons. NCBI's taxonomy places the organism in Eukaryota, Fungi, Ascomycota, Eurotiomycetes, Eurotiales, Aspergillaceae. The coding region runs from base 1 to 405 and encodes 134 amino acids.
AUGGUCUUCUUACCUAGAGUGCAGGUCUUGAUGGGCUUAUUAUCCCCUGCUUUGGGAUGCCUUGUCCUUACCGGCUCCGUGAGUGGUGACGGAAAGGAAAUCAAUGGUCAAACCUCCAAUAUCUAUGGUAUUAUGGCGGCCACAUACAAAAGUCAACCAGCAUGUCUGGGCGAUAUAGUGAAAGGGGACAAUAAUCUUGACUGCAACUGGGCAGGCAUAAAGACUUUCUCAUUGAACUACGAUUGGACAGAUAACAUAGAAAAAACCAAAAAUCAUACAAUGCCAAUCACUUUUUGCAACGGACAAGGGUGCGUGGGCAUGGAUGUCGAUAUGGGAUGCCAGGAAGAUAAGGUUGGCAUCAUCACGUGUGAUGAUUUCUGGUAUGAAUCCGACAAGCUGUGCUAG